AUGGACCUAAGACGGCUAAGCUACCGGCGAAUGAGCAUGCUUCCCAGUCGUGUUCAGCAGGAGUCGCCCGCUGAAACGGAAACAAACGAGAGAAAGCAGUCAGGGGCCAGUUGUGAGAAUCCGCAAGCGAUUGACUCUCAACAGAGUUUCGAGGAUGACCCAGCUUCCUUGGACGAGGUCAAUGUGAGUGCGCAGGAAAAUUGGUACCGACGAUUGGAAGUGAAAAAGCGACCAUGGAACGGAAUACACACCUACCUGAUCAGACGCAAAUAUUGA
Molecule: messenger RNA, 276 nt
Organism: Echinostoma caproni
Lineage: Eukaryota; Metazoa; Platyhelminthes; Trematoda; Plagiorchiida; Echinostomatidae
Source: the annotation of a GenBank genome assembly